AUGGGUGACUACGUCAAAGUCUUCCAGGAUGAAAUGAAGACACUAGAUCAAAAAUUUGCCAGCAACAGUGUCUUGCAGCAGUUUGAGGCUAAAACUAAACUGCCCAAGUCGUAUGGGGUUGUGGGUGCUGCUUCCGCAUAUCUGCUUCUCAUCUUCAUCAACGUCGGCGGCAUUGGUGAGAUUUUGUCCAACUUUGUCGGCUUUGUUAUCCCAACUUACUAUUCGCUCUUGGCACUCAAGACCGCGACUUCCACCGACGAUUCCGAACUUCUCACGUACUGGGUCGUUUUUGCGUUUUUGAACGUAAUCGAGUUCUGGUCCAAGGCCAUCCUUUACUGGAUUCCCUUCUACUGGUUCCUCAAGACUCUCUUGUUGGUGUACUUAGCAUUGCCACAAACUAACGGUGCCAAAUACGUCUACAACACUAUUUUGGAUCCUGUCACCAGCAGGUACUUAAAGACCCCUCAGUCUAAGACCGGCGACAUCGGGUCUAAGAUGGAAAAUUUGGCUUCUCAAGGUAAAACUAGUGGUUAUGCUGCUCACCAAAACUGA
Molecule: messenger RNA, 552 nt
Organism: Lachancea nothofagi CBS 11611
Lineage: Eukaryota; Fungi; Ascomycota; Saccharomycetes; Saccharomycetales; Saccharomycetaceae
Source: the annotation of a GenBank genome assembly